Messenger RNA from Rosa rugosa (rugosa rose), 1981 nucleotides. Its product is annotated as bifunctional 3-dehydroquinate dehydratase/shikimate dehydrogenase, chloroplastic-like. Lineage: Eukaryota; Viridiplantae; Streptophyta; Magnoliopsida; Rosales; Rosaceae. The transcript has 10 exons. Gene Ontology annotation, molecular function: 3-dehydroquinate dehydratase activity; shikimate 3-dehydrogenase (NADP+) activity. The record is from RefSeq and is a predicted model, not a curated record. Bases 20 to 1567 code for a protein of 515 amino acids. Gene Ontology annotation, biological process: shikimate metabolic process; chorismate biosynthetic process.
UUCGGCUUGCUUAUAAGGAAUGAUGGGGACUUCAACACUAGUUUGCGCUCCGAUAAUGGCGGAAACGGUUCGCAAGAUGGUGAGUGAUAUGGGCAAGGCAACAGCCCUUGGUGCUGAUCUAGUGGAGAUUAGAUUGGAUUAUUUGAAGGUCUUCAAUAGCAAUGAAGAUCUUAAGACCCUAAUUAAAGAAUCCCCUUUGCCAACUCUUUUCACUUAUAGACCAAAGUGGCAAGGUGGUCAGUAUGAUGGUGAUGAAAAACAUCGACUGGAUGCUCUUCGAUUAGCGAUGGAGCUUGGAGCUGAUUACGUUGAUGUCGAGUUUCAGGUUGCUCAUGAAUUCAUCGACUCCAUAUAUGGAAAGAAGCCUGACAAGUUUAAAGCUAUUGUUUCUUCUCACAACUAUCAAGAUACUCCAUCUGUCGAGGAUCUCAGAGAUCUUGUUGCUAGAAUGCAAGCCACUGGAGCUGACAUAGUCAGCAUCACAACCACUGCCUUGGAUAUUACUGACGUAGCACGCAUUUUUCAGAUAACUGUGCAUUCUCAAGUCCCAGUAAUAGGACUUGCAAUGGGUGAGAGGGGCUUGAUUUCUCGGAUACUCUGCGCAAAAUUUGGUGGUUACCUUACUUCUGGUACACUCGAUUCAGGAAUUGUUUCAGUUCCUGGAGAACCUGCCAUCAAGGAUAUAUUACAUGUAUACAACUUCAGACUGAUAAGACCUGGUACAAAACUGUUUGGUGUUAUUGGAAAGCCUAUCAGCCACAGCAAAUCUCCUCUUCUCUACAAUGAAGGAUUCAAGUCAGUAGGUUUCGAUGGAGUUUAUCUACAUCUUUUGGUAGAUGACAUUGCAAAUUUUCUCCGUACUUACUCAUCAACUGACUUUUCUGGAUUCAGCGUUGGAAUUCCUCACAAGGAAGCUGCAGUUAAGUGCUGUGAUGAGGUUGAUCCAGUUGCCAAGUCAAUAGGAGCUGUUAACUGCAUUGUAAGGAGGCCAACUGAUGGGAAGUUAUUUGGCUUAAAUACUGACUAUUUUGGGUCUAUUUCUGCUAUCGAGGAUGGACUUCGAGGUUCACAUGAUAGAGGCAAUACCACUGGUUCACCUUUAGCUGGUAGGUUGUUUGUUGUCAUGGGUGCCGGAGGUGCUGGAAAGGCGCUUGCUUAUGGUGCAAAGCAGAAGGGAGCUAGAAUUGUUAUUAUUGCCGACCGCGAAUAUGAUCGAGCCAGAAAACUUGCAGACGAAGUUGGAGGAGAUGCUUUGUCUUUUGCUGAAUUAGAAAAUUUCCACCCAGAGGACGGCACGGUUCUUGCAAAUGCAACACCUGUCGGAAUGCAACCGAAUAUUGAUGAGACACCUAUUCCUAAGCAUGCUCUGAGAUCAUAUUCGUUGGUGUUUGAUGCCGUUUACAACCCCAAAAUGACUAGACUUUUGAGCGAAGCUGCGGAGUCCGGUGUCACAGUUGUUAGUGGGGUUGAGAUGCUCAUUGGACAGGCAUAUGAACAGUUUGAGAGGUUCACCGGAUUGCCUGCACCAAAGGAACUGUUUAGGAAAGUUAUGGAAAAUUGCCUUUGAGGUUUGCUUGCUUCUGCUGUGUGCUGGUCCCUCUCAUCAUGUCUUUGAUGGAGUCAUUGAGGCCAGCAGAUCGGCACUGUUUGUGAUGAUUCCCUUGCAUGGGGUGUUUCUGAGCAAUAAGCAGGGUUGCUUUUAUUAUUUGUUAAUGAGUUUUCCUCGCUCCAUCGAGGCUCAGUUGAGAAAUAAUGUAGAAGAUUUGUGAUGAUUCCCUUGCAUGGGGUGUUUCUGAGCAAUAAGGGUUCUGUCACCUCAAUCUGGUGUCUGUAACAUUGCUUUUAUUAUUUGUUAACGAGUUUUCCUCGCUCCAUCGAGGUUCAGUUGAGAAAUAAUGUAGACAAUUUGUGUGAUUCGUGCCUUGGAUCACUCUUCACUUGAGAAUAUUGACAAAUUUAUUUGAAGGUACUGUUUGAGCAA